GUGCAGCUUGACAUUAAAGAAACUGGUAGUCUUAAAGGAGUUGGAUAAGGAGCUUAUUUCUGGGGUCAUUGCUGUCAAAAUGCAGGGCUCCAAGCGCAUCCUGCGGUCUCACGAGAUUGUAUUGCCCCCGAGUGGACAUGUGGAGACGGAGCUUGCACUGACCUUCUCGCUGCAGUACCCUCACUUCUUGAAGAGAGAAGGCAACAAGCUUCAGAUCAUGCUGCAGCGGCGGAAGAGGUACAAGAACCGAACCAUUUUAGGCUACAAGACUCUGGCUGUGGGGUCUAUCAACAUGGCUGAGGUCAUGCAGCACCCAACAGAAGGUGGCCAGGUUCUGAGCCUUUUCAGCAACAUCAAAGAGGCUGCAGUGAAGGUAGCAGAAAUCUGGAUCUUCUCCUUGUCAAGUCAGCCAAUCGACCAUGAAGACAGCACUAUGCAGGCCAGCCAGAAAAUCAAGUCUACAGACAACUAUUCCGAGGAGGAGUACGAGAGCUUCUCUUCUGAGCAGGAGGCCAGUGAUGAUGCCGUACAGGGCCAGGAUUUGGAUGAUGAUGAGUACGAGCUGGGGAAGCCCAAGAAGCAGCGGAGAUCGAUAGUAAGAACGACGUCCAUAACCAGGCAACAAAACUUCAAACAGAAGGUUGUGGCAUUGCUGAAGAGGUUUAAAGUGUCUGAUGAGGUUCUGGAUUCAGAGCAGGACCCGGCAGAGCAUGUUCCAGAGGUGGAGGAGGAUUUGGACCUGCUGUAUGACACACUGGAUAUAGAGAACCCCAGUGACAGUGGGCCAGAAAUGGAGGACGAUGACAGUGUCUUGAGCACUCCAAAGCCAAAGUUAAAACCUUAUUUUGAAGGACUGUCACACUCCAGCUCGCAAACAGAAAUUGGUAGCAUCCACAGCAUCAGGAGCCAGAGAGAACCAUCAAGUCCUCAGGUAGAAGUGCCUGAAAAGACAAAGACUCUUGGAACCAAACAUGCAGGCGACAGUAUCUCUGAUACUGUUCCUUAUGAGUCUAACCAGCAACCUGAAGUCCAGGAGGCUGAACUUCCCACACCAGAUGUGUUUGUUGAGAAGCUCCCACCCAGUGGGAAGAUCACUAAGACAGAGUCUCUCAUCAUCCCAUCCACCAGGUCUGAAGGGAAGCAGACGGGACGUCGGGGAAGGAGCACAUCCCUGAAGGAGAGGCAGCCCGUGAGGCCUCAGAACGAGAGAGCCAACAGUCUGGACAACGAGCGCUCUCCAGACACCCGGCACCACUUACAGAUCCCCAGGAAAACAGUGUAUGACCAAUUAAAUCACAUCCUGGUUUCCGAUGACCAGCUGCCAGAAAACAUUAUUCUUGUCAAUACAUCUGACUGGCAAGGCCAGUACCUAUCAGAUGUCUUGCAAAAGCAUACCUUGCCAGUGGUCUGCACAUGUUCCUCCGCUGAUAUUCAGGCAGCUUUCAGCACUAUUGUCUCCAGGAUACAGAGAUACUGUAACUGCAAUUCGCAGCCUCCAAACCCAAUUAAAAUUGCGGUGGCAGGAGCCCAGAAUUACCUCAGUGCUGUGUUGAGGCUCUUUGUAGAGCAGCUGUCUCACAAAACCCCCGACUGGCUCGGCUACAUGCGAUUCCUGAUCAUCCCUCUAGGCUCUCAUCCAGUGGCCAAGUAUCUGGGUUCUGUAGAUUAUAGAUACAACAACUUCUUCCAAGAUCUAGCCUGGAGAGAUCUCUUCAACAAACUUGAAGCACAGACCACUGUUCCAGAAGCACCUGAUGUUGUUUCCCGGAUAACACAGUACAUAGCAGGGGCAAACUGUGCACACCAGUUGCCCAUUGCUGAAGCCAUGCUGACAUACAAACAGAAAAGCCCUGAUGAAGAAUCUUCGCAGAAGUUCAUUCCCUUUGUCGGGGUGGUGAAGGUUGGAAUAGUGGAACAAUCUUCUGCAACAUCAGGUGACUCUGAUGACGCAGCUCCCUCAAGCUCCAGUGUCCUUUCUUCUACCCCACCCUCUGUGUCUCCUGCUGUGAAAGAAGCCUCCCCCACGCCCCCUUCCUCACCGUCUGUUACAGGCAGCUUCACAUCCUCAAGCCAGGGCCUCGGUGCUGAGUUGAUGGGCCUGCAGGUGGAUUACUGGAUUGCAGCUCCACCCGUGGACAGAAAGAGAGACCCGGAGAAGAAGGACCCUUCCACUACCAAAAACACACUGAAAUGCACUUUCCGGUCCCUCCAGGUCAGCAGGUUACCUGCCAGCGGUGAGAUUGCCACCACUCCAACCAUGUCCAUGACUGUUGUGACAAAAGAAAAGAACAAGAAAGUGAUGUUUUUGCCCAAGAAAACAAAAGACAAGGAAGUUGAGUCAAAGAGCCAGUGUAUUGAAGGAAUCAGCAGGUUGAUUUGCACAGCGAAACAUCAGCAGAACAUGCUGCGUGUCCUGAUUGAUGGAGUGGAGUGGAACGAUGUCAAGUUCUUUCAGCUGGCAGCACAGUGGUCCUCUCAUGUCAAGCACUUUCCCAUCUGCAUAUUUGGACACUCCAAAUCUAACUUCUAGCUGUGCUCGGCGGAGGGACCUUCUGCCCGUCCCAGGGACUGCACACCAGGAGCCAGGAACUGCGUGCCAACUCUGACUUGCCUCGCUCUGCCCUCUCCUGCAGAAUUAAUUACAGAUGUGCUUGGAUUACUUUUGAAUUACUUUUUUCUAUUAACUCUAUAAGUUUACUACAAGGGAAGGAAACCCCUUUAAACAAAGGCAAAAAAACCCCAGUCUUAAAUAUAGAUGUGCUGACAACGUGAAGUUGUGGGGGAGUUGGCAGGAGCAGGCAACCUGCCCAAGAGCACCUACCACUUACAAGCAGAUAGCUGAGUAACUGCACUGCUUAUUAACCUGAGACCUCAUUGGUGUGAGUGGGCUGGGGGAGCCAUGGAUCAGCUCGAACGGAUUUUGCAGAAGAUGGUGUACGUUACGGUGCGUUUGGCCCCUCCCUCUAUAUUCUAGGAAAAAAGGAUGGCCAGUCUUUCUUCCUGCUGCCAAAGGACAAGAGAUCAGCAAGUCUGGAGGGAGUUCAACUGUCCAGUUUGGAAAACAAAC
Messenger RNA from Acanthisitta chloris (rifleman), 3067 nucleotides. It is a transcript of the gene PACS2, whose product is annotated as phosphofurin acidic cluster sorting protein 2. The record is from RefSeq and is a predicted model, not a curated record. Lineage: Eukaryota; Metazoa; Chordata; Aves; Passeriformes; Acanthisittidae. Gene Ontology annotation, biological process: protein localization to plasma membrane. The coding region runs from base 80 to 2530 and encodes 816 amino acids. The transcript is spliced from 23 exons. Gene Ontology annotation, molecular function: transmembrane transporter binding.